AUGAGCUACACCUACAGUCCGCGAACUCGGGUAGGACACCAGGCGACGUCGCCCUCCCCUCUGCGCCAGACAUCGACCGCCUCAAGCAACUCCUCCAUAUACCCCCCAAGCCGGUCCAGCACGCUUUCCAGUAAUGGAGCGACAGGGUCGCCGCCGAAGCCGUCGUAUGGCCAUCGUCGUGGGGUCAGCGAUGGCACGGCACUCGCUCAGUCUCGGACGGAGAAUUGCUUCGAAUCCAAAGACACGAGCCCCGGCAGCACAUACAUGAGCAUGCGGAAGGCAUUGCGCCCACUCCCACCAUCUGCUCAAAAUCAACCGUCUAUCGUCGCCGAAAAGCUUUCACGGCCUUAUACGCCCCCCAGCCCAACUCCUACUCACAGCCGGUCUCAGAGCGUUGAAGCGAUGCGUCCUAUCCAUCACGAAUCCCCUGGCUCCCCUCCGCCGAAACCUCGCCCCUUGUCCAUGGCCAUAUCUCGCUCAGACUCCAUUAGAGCGCCCACCAGGGAACACCAGCGCCCAAGCCCCACCACCCAUCUUGAGCGACCUGAUUUGCAGAGUUUGAGUAAAUCGUCUACCGGGUACCUGCGCACGUUGUCAAAAUUUGCUGAAUCGGCCUCGGAGGAGGAUUUUACCAUAAAGUCCCCAGAGCAAGAGGUCGUCGGCUUGCACGGGCGUAGAAGGCUUCAACGAUCUGCCUCCAUGCGCAAGAAGUCAACAUCUGGAUGGGCCAGCAGAAACUGGAUGGACCAACAACGCCAAUUCUUACAGGCCUACGAGUAUCUCUGCCACAUUGGAGAAGCAAAGGAGUGGAUAGAGGAUAUCAUCAACAAGGACAUACCGCCCAUCGUCGAGUUGGAGGAAGCGCUACGUGAUGGCGUGACACUGGCGGAAAUCGUCGAAGCGAUCAAAGGCCAGCCCCUUCGAAUAUUCCGGGCACCAAAGCUACAGUAUCGCCAUUCAAACAAUUAUGCGCACUUCUUCCAGUUUCUAGCAGAAGUGGAUCUUCCUGAGCUUUUCAGAUUCGAACUUGUCGACCUCUACGAGAAAAAGAAUGUCCCAAAAGUUAUAUACUGCAUACAUGCUCUCUCAUGGCUGCUGUUUCGGAAGGGCAUGGUUGACUUUCGUAUCGGGAACUUAGUGGGUAAGCUCCAUUUUGAAGAUCAUGAGCUCGAGGCAAUGCAAAAAGGACUUGACAAUGCGGGCGUCAGCAUGCCCAACUUUUCCAGCAUGCAGGCAAAUUUUGCAGUAGAGCCGGAGCCGGAACCCGUCGAGUCGGAAGAGGACAGGAUUGAUCGGGAGCUGUCGGAGCUGGAACCGAUCAUACUGGAUCUACAGGCACAGAUUCGGGGGGCAGUGCUCAGGCUACGACUGGGAAAUCUGAUGCAGCAAUUAUGGGACCACGAAGAUGCGAUCGUGGACUUGCAAUCACGGAUACGAGGAGACUGGGCACGGCAGAUCGCGAACUAUCGCCUCGACAUGCGGAGGUUCGCCAUCACACUCCAAAGCGCUUCUCGGGGAUUUCUGAUUCGAUCGAGGUUACGUGGGGAGGAAGAGUAUUGGAGGGAUAAAGAGUAUCAAGUGACGAAGAUUCAGAGCCUUUUCCGCGGUCGCAAGGCGAGAACCCAAGUCCAGUACAUCAAGUCACGUAUACAGCGUCACGAGCACGGUAUUCGCCAAUUUCAAGCAGCAAUCCGAGGCGCUCUCCAUCGUCUCAAGGUAGACCGCGAAUACGAAGAGACGCGAGUUGCAGAAGCCGGCGUCCUGCAGGUUCAGGCCAUGAUACGAGGCGCUCUUGUGCGGGAGCGACUCAAUCGCGACAUCUCUGAAUUGAAAGAGGGUGAGGAGGCUGUCGUGCAAUUGCAAGCAGCUUGCCGAGCCAUGCUCCUACGUCAAUCGUUCAGAGCGGAUCAGGAGAGCCUACGACAGCAUGAGUCCCUCGUCACCUUAUUGCAGGCUGCCGCUAGGGGAGUUAUAGCCAGGAAAAGUAAUGCAGAUACGCUUAGUGCACUGGUAAGCACUGGUCCUGCCUGGUCUAACUUCCACUCCAAGAUUCGAGGUAACUCUGUUCGAGCCUUCGUCAAGCGAUUGAUGGAGGCUCUUCGCGCAGAGGAGCCUCAACUCACGGAUCUCCAGUCUGUUGCAAGAGCUAGGCAAAUUCGAUCCAAUUUUGCCCAUACUCUGGCUCAGCUGAAAGAUCACGAGCCGGCUAUUUCGUCCUUGCAGUCUGCCAUACGCGGUUUCAUAUCCCGUGAGAGGUACUUCUCUGACCUCAAAACCUUGCAGGCACAGAUUCCCACCAUCGUCGACUUACAGUCGUCAUGUCGAGGUUAUGUGCAACGUCAACGCACAUACGAGCUAUUGUGCGAACUCAACAGUCAAGAGCCGGAGAUUAUCCAACUUCAAGCUUAUGCUCGUGGCUUUUUGCACCGUAUGGCCAUUGGAUUGCUGCUAGCGCAGGUUGAAGACCAUGAGGAAGCCAUUGUUGAGCUUCAGGCCCUUGCCCGAGGAAUGUUGGUUAGGCGACGUUUUGCCGAGAAGAAGAAGUUCUACGAAGAGAACAUGGAGAAGGUCAUCAAGAUUCAGAGUUUCAUUCGAGGACGGCAACAGGGGGAGGCUUACAAGAGCUUGACUAGCGGAAAGAACCCACCGGUCUCGACUGUGAAGAACUUUGUGCAUCUUCUGAAUGACAGCGAUAUUGAUUUCGACGAGGAGAUUGAAUUCGAACGCCUGCGCAAGACCGUUGUCCAGCACGUACGGCAGAACGAGCUCGCAGAGCAGUACAUCGAUCAACUGGACAUCAAGAUUGCUCUGCUCGUCAAGAACAAAAUCACCCUGGAUGAGGUGGUGAAGCACCAGAAACAUUUUGGUGGCCAUGUUGGCGCGCUUCUCAGCAGCAAAGACAUUUCCUCCAAGGAUCCCUUCGACCUCAAAGCACUCAAUAAGAAUUCUCGGAGGAAAUUGGAGCACUACCAGGAGCUUUUCUUCUUGCUCCAAACGCAACCACAAUACAUGGCUCGUUUGUUCAGACGGAUACGCGAACAGGCUCUCGCUGAGACGGACACCAAGCGCAUCGAACAGUUGACAAUGAGCCUCUUUGGCUUGGCGCAGAAGCGGAGAGAAGAGUACUAUUUACUCAAGCUUAUCACUCGUUCCCUGAAAGAAGACGUCGACACCUGUGCAUCCAUACAGGAGUACACGCGUGGGAACUUCUUCUGGAUGAGGCUGUUUAGCAGUUUUGUCCGCUCUCCCCGUGAUCGCAAGUAUUUGAAAGACGUGUUUGGGCCGCUCAUCAAGGAGAACAUCAUCGAAAACGAAGCGCUAGACCUGGAAAGUGACCCCAUGCAGAUCUACCGAUCAGCCAUCAACAAUGAAGAACUUCGAACUGGGCGACGUAGUCACCGCGACCCGAACGUAUCGCGAGACCAAGCAAUCAAAGACCCUGAGACACGCGAAACCUUCAUUCACCAUCUCCAAGAUCUUCGGGAUAUCGCUGAUCAGUUCUUCGCCAUAUUCGAGGAGGUCCUCCACAAGAUGCCUUACGGCGUUCGUUACAUCGCGCAGCAGAUUUUUGAGGAGUUGAGGAGGAGAUUUCCUCAAGAGCCGCCAGAGCAACUGCUUCAGAUAGCAGGUCAUUGGGUUUGGAAACAUUAUUUGCAGCCUGCCUUGCUCCAGCCACAGCAUUGGGGUGUGGUCGAUCGAGGUCUCUCCCCGCUCAUGAACCGAAACCUCGGAGAAGUCGCCAAGGUCCUGGGCCAGAUCGCUGCGGGAAGGUUGUUUGGCGGAGAGAAUAUCUACCUUCAACCCCUGAACAGCUAUGUCACGGAAGCCAUCGACAGAUUGCAGGACAUUUGGUCGAACUUGAUCGACGUGCGUGAUGCAGAGGCGCAGUUUGACAUCGACGAGUUCAACGACCUCUACGCCCGCACAAAGCCCACCUUAUACAUCAAGCUUGCCGACAUCUUCGCAAUUCACAACCUUGUGGUCGAUGACCUUUCGGUACUAUGUCCUUCCCAAGACGAUCCACUUCGAGAAAUCAUUCGUGAACUGGGCAGCGCAAAGAACAAUGAGAAUGAACUGUUGCACGUCAGCUCAACAGAAAUCACUUUGACGCUGAAUCCCAAGUUUCACGAACAAGAAGAUCCCGACGCUGCAGUGAAGGCGCUCUUCAUGGAGACCAAGCGAUACGUACUGUACAUCAUCCGAAUCCAGUCGGGUGCCAAUCUCACAGAGAUCAUGUGCCGGCCCAUCACCCCCGAAGACGAAGCUCGCUGGGAAGCUCUUGUGCGGGAGGAACUCGCGGCGCAGAGACGAGAUCGAAGCCGAAAUCUCCGCUCGUCAGCCGCUUCAACCUACACCACAGACAUGUCGACGACAAGCGUCCUGGAUCUCGACUAUCCAACACUCAAACGAUGCGCUCUAGAGAACAUCCUCACACUACAAAGGGCCGGCCGCAUCUCGCAGCACAACAACUACCAAGACCUCCUCAACGCCAUUGCCGUGGACAUCCGCACGAAACACCGCCGCCGCAUCCAACGGGCAAAGGAACUGGAGGGGGUUCGCGCCACUCUCGCCGCCCUUGACGAAAAAGCACGCUACCUCGACCAGCAGCUCAAAUCAUACAACGACUACAUCGAGCAAGCCAUGGUCACCCUCCAAAAUAAACGAGGCAAACGGCGCUUCCUCCUCCCCUUCACCCGGCAAUACAACCACAUGCGCGAACUGCAACGCGCCGGCCGCGAAUACCGCUUCGGCUCCUUCAAGUACUCGGCCCGCAACCUCGCGGAGAAGGGCAUCCUCGUCUCCUGGCAAGGCUAUCCCGAACGCCAAUGGGACCGCCUCGACAUCACCAUCAGCUCUAAUACGGUUGGUGUGUUUGAGAUCCAGGGGUCUCAGGGUAGCAUGAUGAUCCCCGGCGCGUUUGCCGAGGUACCGCUGGAUGGAUUGUUGCAGGCGCAGUUUGACAAUCACCAGUUUAUGAAUUUGUUUGGUGAGGGCAAAGAUGGCGGUGGCAACGGCUGCGUGCGGUUGAAUGUGAAUCUCUUUUUGCACUUGAUUUUCAAGAAGUUUUAUCGGGAUGAGUAG
This is a messenger RNA of Westerdykella ornata, 5082 nucleotides long. Its product is annotated as ras GTPase activating protein-like protein. Gene Ontology annotation, cellular component: cytoplasm. The transcript is spliced from 4 exons. Gene Ontology annotation, molecular function: calmodulin binding; GTPase activator activity; actin filament binding. Lineage: Eukaryota; Fungi; Ascomycota; Dothideomycetes; Pleosporales; Sporormiaceae. The coding region runs from base 1 to 5082 and encodes 1693 amino acids. The record is from RefSeq and is a predicted model, not a curated record. Gene Ontology annotation, biological process: regulation of GTPase activity; regulation of actin cytoskeleton organization.